Pestalotiopsis fici W106-1 is the source of this 1638-nucleotide messenger RNA. RefSeq names its product D-lactate dehydrogenase. Gene Ontology annotation, molecular function: catalytic activity; FAD binding. NCBI's taxonomy places the organism in Eukaryota, Fungi, Ascomycota, Sordariomycetes, Amphisphaeriales, Sporocadaceae. The transcript has 2 exons. The record is from RefSeq and is a predicted model, not a curated record. The coding region runs from base 1 to 1638 and encodes 545 amino acids. Gene Ontology annotation, cellular component: mitochondrion.
AUGGCCUGCAGAUCGCGAAUCACCCCGGUGCUGCGCCGAGCAAGCCUCGCCGGCCUGGUGCGGACAGCUCCCGCUUCCGGCGCCUCGAGGACCGCCCUCCGGUGCUUGUCGACGGCAGGCCCGCGCCAGCUCAGGGCGUCCGGCCCGAGCAUGGCAAAGUUCACCACCGACACGUACCCCGACAUCAAGCGCGACGAGCGUUUCACCCAAAUCACCCCCGAGCACGUCCAGUUCUUCCGCGACCUCCUCGGCAAGGAGUCGGCCGUCAUUGAUGGCGUCACGGCCGAGGUCGCGGCCGACGACAUGGAACCCUACAACGGCGACUGGAUGCGCAAGUACCGCGGCCACUGCAAGCUGGUCCUCAAGCCCGCCUCGACCGAGGAGGUCUCCAAGAUCCUCAAGUACUGCAACGACAACAUGCUGGCCGUCGUGCCCCAGGGAGGAAACACGGGUCUGGUCGGAGGCAGCGUGCCCGUCUUUGACGAGAUUGUCCUCAACACGAGCCGCAUGAACCAGAUCCGCAGCUUUGACGACGUUAGUGGUAUUCUCGUGGCCGACGCCGGUGUGGUGCUUGAGGUUGCCGAUCAGUUCUUGGCCGAGAAGGGCUACAUCUUCCCGCUCGACCUGGGCGCCAAGGGCUCCUGCCACAUUGGCGGCAACGUGGCCACCAAUGCUGGAGGUCUGAGGUUGCUGCGUUACGGCAGUCUCCACGGCAGCGUGCUGGGAAUCGAGGCCGUCCUGCCUGACGGCACAAUUGUCGAUGAUCUCUGCAAGCUGCGCAAGAACAACACUGGCUACGACCUCAAGCAGCUCUUUAUUGGCGGCGAGGGAACGAUUGGUAUGAUUACCGCCGUCUCGGUCCAGUGCCCGCAGAGAUCCAGCGCCGUCAACGUGGCCUACCUUGCCGUGGAAUCGUACGAGAAGAUGCAACAGGCUUUCAAGGAGGCCAGGCAGCAGCUCGGUGAGAUUCUGUCGGCAUUCGAACUCAUGGACCUCCGCAGUCAGCAGUUGGUCCAAAGGGUGCGAAGCAGCAAGAGCCCUCUGGAAGGAGAACAUUCCUUUUACUGCUUGAUUGAGACGAGCGGUUCCAACUCGGACCACGACGCCGAGAAGCUGGGCAACUUCCUCGAAGAUGUCAUGGGCAAGGAGAUUGUGGCCGACGGUGUCCUGGCUCAAGACGAGACCCAGAUUCGCAACCUGUGGAGCCAGAGAGAAGGCGUCCCCGAGUGCCUGGGCCACUGGGGCGGUGUGUACAAGUACGAUGUCUCGAUACCCCUUCCCGACAUGUACAAGUUGGUCGACGAGACGCGGGAAAAGAUUGAUGCUGCCGGCCUCCGGGGUGACUCGGAUGAGUUCCCCGUUGUCGAUGUCGUUGGCUACGGCCACAUGGGCGACUCGAAUCUGCACCUGAACGUUGCCGUACGGCGGUACGACAAGCGCGUCGAGGAUGUCCUCGAGCCCUUUGUCUAUGAGUGGAUUGCCAAGGUCAAUGGCAGUAUCUCUGCCGAGCAUGGUCUCGGCAUUGCCAAGAAGAACUACAUUGGAUACAGCAGGAGCGAGACCAUGAUUGCGUUGAUGAAACAAAUCAAGAACCUCUAUGAUCCGAAUGGUAUCAUGAACCCGUACAAAUACGUGUAG